Protopterus annectens (West African lungfish) is the source of this 2531-nucleotide messenger RNA. RefSeq names its product ankyrin repeat domain 13C (gene ANKRD13C). Lineage: Eukaryota; Metazoa; Chordata; Ceratodontiformes; Protopteridae. Gene Ontology annotation, molecular function: protein binding. Gene Ontology annotation, cellular component: cytoplasm. The transcript is spliced from 13 exons. Bases 288 to 1856 code for a protein of 522 amino acids. The record is from RefSeq and is a predicted model, not a curated record.
UAUCGCGAGAAUGUACGCAGAAGAUGGCUGCGUUACCUUCGUAGGAAUUGAAUAGUAAUUGGGUGUUGAGAAUUAGGCACCCAUAUUUUACACUUUUUAGUUACGUUUCUCUCUGUUAUUUAUUUUUGUACUUUUUUACAUGUGCGUUUUAUUUUAGCUUUUCCGCAUGUUACAGCACAAGGGUUUCUUAUUUCCAUGCUGUGCAGCGCCAGUCUUUCUACCGUGCGUCGUUGGUUCGUGUACCAGCAGUAACUUUCCUUCUCGCUGCAGUAGCGGUUUAGCUGGCAAUGACUGGAGAGAAGAUCCGCUCGCUGCGCAGGGAUCAUAAACAUUGUAAAGAUGAGGGAUCACUGGAACCCGACGAUGAAGACGUUGUGCUGACACCUUCAAGAUCUGGGACAUUCCCCAGGACUAACAACAAAAGCAAAUCAAAUAAAAUAUUUAGUAACCAUAGACUGAUCAAGACUCCAUCACAACAAUAUUCUCCUCAGACCAAUACAAAUGCAAACACGGCGUCCGCCGGGCUGACGGAGAAUUUCAUUGUGUUGCCGGCCAAAUCACUAACCGAAUAUCCGGUGCAUGAGUGUGUGUUUAAAGGGGAUGUCAGACGGUUGUCGUCGUUCAUCAGAACGCAUAGUAUAUCCCAGAAAGAUGUUCAUGGUAAUACUCCUCUACAUCUUGCAGUAAUGCUUGGGCAUAAAGAGUGCGCACAUCUACUUUUGGCCCACAAUGCUCCAGUAAAAGUAAAAAAUGCUCAGGGAUGGAGUCCACUGGCAGAAGCCAUCAGCUAUGGAGAUCGACAAAUGAUUACAGCACUUUUGCGGAAACUUAAACAGCAGUCGAGAGAAAGUGUAGAGGAAAAGAGGCCUCGAUUAUUAAAAGCCUUAAAAGAGCUUGGUAACUUCUAUCUAGAGCUUCACUGGGAUUUUCAAAGCUGGGUGCCUUUACUUUCUCGUAUCCUGCCUUCUGAUGCAUGUAAAAUUUACAAGCAAGGGAUUAACAUCAGGCUUGACACAACACUAAUUGACUUCACGGAUAUGAAAUGCCAACGUGGUGAUUUGAGCUUCAUUUUCAAUGGCGAUGCAUCUCUUUCGGAGUCUUUUGUUGUUUUAGACAAUGAACAGAAAGUUUACCAGCGAAUACAUCAUGAGGAAUCUGAGAUGGAGACCGAAGAGGAGGUUGAUAUUUUAAUGAGCAGUGAUAUUUAUUCAGCAACUUUAUCAACAAAAUCAAUUACCUUCUCCCGUGCCCAAUCUGGAUGGCUUUUUCGUGAAGAUAAAACUGAAAGAGUGGGAAACUUCUUGGCAGACUUUUAUACUGUUAAUGGCCUUGUUUUAGAGUCAAGAAAGCGAAGAGAGCAUCUCAGUGAAGAAGACAUUUUACGAAAUAAGGCAAUUAUGGAAAGUCUGAGCAAAGGAGGAAACCUAAUGGAACAGAAUUUUGAGCCUGUUAGAAGACAGUCUCUUACAUCUCCUCCUCCUAAUACUGUUACAUGGGAAGAGUACAUCUCAGCUGAGAAUGGAAAAUCUCCUCAUCUUGGUAGAGAGUUGGUCUGUAAGGAGAGCAAGAAGACUUUUAAAGCAACCAUAGCCAUGAGCCAAGAUUUCCCUCUAGGAAUUGAAUCGUUACUGAAUGUUUUAGAAGUUAUAGCACCAUUCAAGCACUUUAACAAACUUCGAGAAUUUGUCCAGAUGAAAUUGCCACCAGGAUUUCCUGUAAAGUUAGACAUACCAGUGUUUCCCACUAUCACAGCUACAGUAACCUUUCAGGAGUUUCGGUAUGAUGAAUUUGAAGAGUCCAUUUUUACCAUUCCUGCUGACUAUAAAGAAGAUCCUAGCCGAUUUCCUGACUUGUAGCUUUCUGUUUCAGUUAAGGGUACAAGUCUUCUACACUGGAAGCGACUGGAAAAUAUUCUUCAUUGCGCAUGGGCAGUGUGAAAUUCAAAAAAUGCCACUGAAUUUUAACUAGAAAAAAGUGCAUAUUAGACUGGAGAAAAGGGAACAAAUUGUGAUGAAGAUAAUACACUAAAACAUGCAAAAGCCUCUUGUUUGCUAAGGCUGGCCUCCUGAUCUGUUAGAUCCAGUGGCUUCUUUUUAUACUACAGGAUUACUGAUUUAUCUGUAAGUGAUCCCAAAAGACUGGCACAAACUUUGUGCUCUGCUCUUAGUACAUUUUCUGAACUUUGGUGUCUUUCCAGAGUGGCACAAAAGCAAGUGUUCACAUAAAUCAUUCCUUAGGGAAGAAUGGAAUGUCUUAGCUGAUAUUAGCCCUUUACACCUUGCAUUCAAGGUGCCCUUAUAAAUAUCUUGUCAAGCCUUGUUUCAUAAAAUAUUUGUAAACUAUGUAACAUUAUGUACAAUUGAGUAAUUUGGGCAUUCGUUAAGUUUAUGUAAAUAAUGAGGAAGAAUGCAGUUUGCUGUAGAUGACUGUAUCUUAAUAAACAUUUAAUUGCAUUUCCACAUGCUGCAAUACGUGAACAUGACAGAACUAGCUUUUACUCUGCAGGGAAUAAAUUACCUCUUAUCUUGAAA